Thamnophis elegans (Western terrestrial garter snake) is the source of this 2653-nucleotide messenger RNA. RefSeq names its product MX dynamin like GTPase 1 (gene MX1). Gene Ontology annotation, biological process: defense response to virus. The record is from RefSeq and is a predicted model, not a curated record. Gene Ontology annotation, molecular function: GTPase activity; microtubule binding; GTP binding. NCBI's taxonomy places the organism in Eukaryota, Metazoa, Chordata, Lepidosauria, Squamata, Natricidae. The coding region runs from base 1 to 2037 and encodes 678 amino acids. Gene Ontology annotation, cellular component: cytoplasm; nucleus; membrane. The transcript has 15 exons.
AUGUCACAAUCAGGAGACUCUAUCAGUGAAGCUUACAAAUCUUGUGAACAGAAAGCUCUCGCUAUUGUUGAUUUCUUUCGUUUCGGGAGUAAGUUUCGAUUUCCCUUCACCGAGAAACUGAACGGGAGGAGUCAGUCCUGUGCUGCCGAUCCCGUAGUCUUCGCCCGAACUGCUCUGGGAAAGCGUCGUCUUUCUCCGACGCUCCCAGCCCCGAGCCUGAAAGGACAUUUUUUUUGCUGCAGAGACACUGCAAAGUCUGCCAUGAAGAAAUCCAGAAAUACUGAAUAUUCUCCGAAUAAAAGGUUCAAAAAGGAGGCAGAAAAUAAUUUGUGUAGCCACUAUGAAGAGAAGGUCCGUCCCUGCAUUGACCUCAUUGAUUCACUGAGAGCCCUUGGAGUGGAAAAGGACUUGGCGCUGCCGGCAAUUGCUGUGAUUGGAGAUCAGAGCUCUGGAAAAAGUUCCGUGCUAGAGGCCUUGUCUGGAGUUGCCCUUCCUAGAGGCAGUGGGAUUGUUACCAGAUGCCCCUUGGAGCUCAAGAUGAAAAAAAAUAAUAAAAAUGAAGAAUGGAAGGGGAAAAUGGUGUAUCUAGAAACAGAGGUGGAACUGAAAGAUCCAUCAGAGGUGGAAGAUGCAGUUAGGAGAGCCCAGAAUGCAAUAGCUGGCGAAGGACUGAGUAUUAGCGACAAAUUAAUUUCCCUGGAAAUUAGUUCUCCAAAUGUUCCAGAUCUCACCUUAAUUGAUCUUCCAGGAAUUACAAGAGUGGCAGUAGGUAAUCAACCACAAGACAUUGGCAAUCAGAUCCUGAAAUUAAUUCAAAGUUAUAUUACCAAACAAGAAACCAUAAAUUUGGUUGUGGUUCCAAGUAAUGUUGAUAUCGCUACUACAGAGGCAUUGAAAAUGGCUCAAACAGUAGAUCCCGAAGGACAGAGAACACUUGGUAUUCUAACCAAGCCUGAUUUGAUUGACGAAGGAACUGAGAAUGAGACCGUUGAUGUUGUCCGGAAUCAAAGAGUGCCUCUGAAAAAGGGAUACAUGAUUGUUAAAUGUCGUGGGCAGAGCGACCUCACUAGUAAACUGAGCUUGGAGGAUGCAAUCAAGAAAGAGAGAGAAUUUUUUGAAGAGCACAAGUUUUUCAGUCUUCUUUUGGAAGAAGGCAAAGCUACAAUCCCAUUUCUGGCAGAAAAACUUACACAUGAGCUCACUGAGCACAUUCAGAGAUCACUGCCAACUUUAGAAGGUCAAAUAGAAACCAGCCUCCAGAAAAUGCAUCAAAAACUUCAGAAGUAUGGUGACGGUGUUCCUGAAUCCUUGGAGGACAAGAAAUAUUUUUUUGUGGAAGUAAAAAACUAUUUUGCAGUAAAUCAUACAGGAAUUGGGAAUUUUGAGUAUAUAUCCCGUGGCAGAGAACUUCCAGGGUUUGUCAAUUUCAAAACUUUUGAGAACUCUAUAAGAUGGCAAAUCAAACAACUAGAAGAUCCAGCAAUUGUAGUGUUGAAAGAAGUUGCAGAACUUGUGCGGAAGGCAUUUAUUGGACUUGCUAUCCAACACUUCAGUAGUUUCUGUGCUCUCUGCAAAGUUGCUCAGAACAAUAUUGAAGAUUUAAAGCUCACACAAGAAGAGAAAGCAAAAAAUACGAUAUACACUCAGUUUAAACUUGAAAAUGUGGUAUACUGCCAGGACUCUGUUUAUAGUGAAGAUUUGAGAACAGUAAGAGAGACAAAAAUCACACCAGUUCCUUAUUUAGCUGAUUUUACAGAAAAGUGCUCAAUAGAGGAAAUGCUUUACCACAUGACUGCCUACUAUAAAAGUGUAAAAGUCCGGCUUGGUACUCAGAUUCCUAUGAUCAUACAGUUAUACAUGUUCAGGGAUUUUGCUGAGAAGUUACAGAAUGCAAUGAUGCAGCUUUUGCAAAACGGAGAUCAGCUGGAAGUUCUCUUUCAUGAGGGAAAGGAUGUUGUCAACAUAAGAAAUUCUUUAAAAGAAAGAAUCCAACGACUUCAUAAAGCUCGACUACUUUUGAAAAAGUUCUUUAUUUAAAUGGGAUGGCUAAUAUUUAUGUAUAAAACUUCUGAUAGCAGCUCUGCUUCUGUUAGAUAAGUGUAUUAAGGGCAUUUGUAACUUACGUUUAAUGUUUGUAAAAUUAUUCAGUGAUGCUGCUCAACUUCAGUAGUGCAUUUAGAACCACAAUUGGCAAAGAAAACGGAAGAGAAUUGUAUUUGCCACUUUACAUGCACAUUAUAAAUCACUGUUAGAUACUGUGGACCUUUCCCUGCUAUUGAGUCAAAAUGCUAUCUGUCCAUGUGCUACAGCUAUACUAGCAUAAUGUCCAUUGUCCCCAAUGGCAAUGCCUAAUAACACUGUCUUCAGCACAUUCCCAUCAUUUUUACACUCCUCCUUAGGUGUAGUCUAUAUACUGUAUUGUAACCUAAGCUAAAGAAAAGGUAAAAGAGAGAGAGAAUUAAUUCAUAAACUAUUUAGGGUUUUUCAUCCUUUUCCUUUAUAUAGGCAACAAAUAUUGAUAAGCUCCUUCAUGUAAAUGGGAGGUGAAACAGAGAUGGGAUGUGGAAAAAUAUUGGUUCCAUCAGAGGUGGUAUUCAGCCAGUUGUGACCGGUUCUGGUGAACUGGUAGCAGAAAUUUUGAGUAGUUCGGAGA